UAUAUCAUGUUUGAAAAUGGUGGUUUAAGCAAAUUUAAAUGUGUUUUAAGAAAAUUAAGUUGAAAAUAUGAGACUGACUGCUCUCAAACUGCUAGCCACUAUACAUUUCGGCUUCAUGACCAGCAGUCCAUCUUUAACCAUGCUUCUCAGUAGCAUUUACACUUUCCUUUUGUGCUUUACUAAUUGUUUCUUUUUCAAAGUUUCUUGUUCAUCAUCUGAAUUCAGAUUAGAGGGAGAUUACUUAUUGGGUGGCCUUUUUGCUUUACAUGAAAUUGACCGUGUGACACCUGUUUUCACCCCGGAGACCACUGAAUGUGUCUGGCACAGUACCUCAAAAUCUGGAUAUCAAAUGUUGCAAGUAAUGAGGUUUGCUGUUGAGGAGAUUAAUAAUUCCACAACCCUUUUGCCCAAUGUUUCUCUGGGCUAUGAAAUUUUUGACCAUUGUUCUGACACAAGGAAUUUCCAUGCAGUCUUAAGUUUCAUCUCAAAGAAUGGCUCAAUGAAACCUAAAGAAAAACUCAACAACUAUCAGCCUAAAGUGAUUGCUUUAACAGGACCAUAUGGAAGCUUAAGAACUAUAACUGUUGCACCACUGAUCACAAUGGACCUUAUACCAAUGGUGAAUUAUGGAGCUUCUAGCUAUGUGUUCAGCGAUAAACUUCAGUAUCCUUCUUAUGUAAGAACAAUUUCUAGCAACAAAGACCUGAUAGAGAUGAUUAUUCACAUCAUACGUUGGUAUGGAUGGAAUUGGGUUGCCUUUCUUGGUAGCCAACAUGAUUUGGAUGGACUAAAUCUGUUUAACAAAUAUAUAAGAAAUACUGGCAUUUGUUUGGCUUAUCAAGAGGGUCUGAGCCUAAAUGCAAACUAUAGUCAAACGCUUAAAAAGAUUGAUGAGCUCAACAUCAAUGUCAUUGUAAUUUUUGCUUUGCCACAAUAUGCAACCAAAAUGAUCAAAGCAGCCAUAGCAAACAACAUCCAAGACAAAGUAUGGAUUGCAAGUCAACAUUGGGCUAUGAAUAAACAGCUUCCAACUGAGCCAGGAAUUGGGAAAAUUGGCACAAUCAUUGGCAUUACGGAGAAACUGUUGUCAUUUAAUGAAUUUGUCUAUAAAGCCAGAGGAACAACUGAUGUUGGCCAUAAUGAUAGAGCUGAGAGUGAAGUCCAGGGGAAAAAUAAGACAUGUAAUCAAGUUUGUGAUUACUGCUCAUUGUUGACUGCAGAGGAGAUUAUAAAUGAAAAUCCCACACUCUCCUUUUCCAUCUAUGCUGCUAUAUAUACCAUAGCUCAUGCAUUACAUAAAGUUCUGCAGUGCGACAUGAAUGAAUGCCACAAAAAUACAGUGGUCAAGCCAUACAUGCUUCUGGGAGAAAUAAAGAAGUUGGAUUUUCUACUCAAUGGCCGCCACAUUGAAUACGAUGACCAUUUUGAUCCAACGAUCAGUUUUGCAGUUGUGCUCUGGCGCACUGAUGUGAAUCCUCCACGGUUUGUGAUGGUGGGCUCAUAUGAGAAACAUCCAGAAAUUACUUUCACCAUAGACAACUCUCUCCUUCUCUGGCAUAACAAUGGUUCUGUUCCUUUCUCAAACUGCUCUGUUGAGUGUGAGGCGGGAUAUUCAAGGAAACCUGAAGGUUUUCAUAGUUGCUGCUUUUCAUGUGAAAAAUGCCCACCUAACACCUAUGUUGAUUUUUCUCGUAAGUACAUUAGGCAGCAGACAAUGAGACCUUGGAAUUUAAAGAGAUAG
Cyprinus carpio (common carp) is the source of this 1741-nucleotide messenger RNA. Its product is annotated as taste receptor type 1 member 1-like. Gene Ontology annotation, molecular function: G protein-coupled receptor activity. Lineage: Eukaryota; Metazoa; Chordata; Actinopteri; Cypriniformes; Cyprinidae. Gene Ontology annotation, biological process: G protein-coupled receptor signaling pathway. The record is from RefSeq and is a predicted model, not a curated record. Gene Ontology annotation, cellular component: membrane.